ACUACUUCGGAGUUAAGAGUGUUGUGUCGUAUACCGCUGGUCUGAAAACGAUGCCUGAGCCUUCGAAGUCCGCUCCAGCUCCUAAGAAAGGCUCAAAGAAAGCCAUUACUAAAGCACAGAAGAAGGACGGCAAGAAGCGCAAGCGCAGCCGCAAGGAGAGCUACUCCGUGUACGUGUACAAGGUGCUGAAGCAGGUACACCCCGACACCGGCAUCUCCUCCAAGGCCAUGGGCAUCAUGAACUCGUUCGUCAACGACAUCUUCGAGCGCAUCGCUGGAGAGGCCUCUCGCCUGGCGCAUUACAACAAGCGCUCGACCAUCACGUCCCGGGAGAUCCAGACGGCUGUGCGCCUGCUGCUGCCCGGGGAACUGGCCAAGCACGCUGUGUCCGAGGGCACCAAGGCCGUCACCAAGUAUACUAGUUCCAAGUGAGCGUGCCCAUCUCGCUCUUAAAACCCAAAGGCUCUUUUCAGAGCCACCUA
Mesocricetus auratus (golden hamster) is the source of this 481-nucleotide messenger RNA. Its product is annotated as histone H2B type 1-B. The record is from RefSeq and is a predicted model, not a curated record. The coding region runs from base 51 to 431 and encodes 126 amino acids. Gene Ontology annotation, cellular component: nucleosome. Gene Ontology annotation, molecular function: protein heterodimerization activity; structural constituent of chromatin; DNA binding. The transcript is spliced from 2 exons. NCBI's taxonomy places the organism in Eukaryota, Metazoa, Chordata, Mammalia, Rodentia, Cricetidae.